Messenger RNA from Coffea eugenioides, 704 nucleotides. Its product is annotated as metallothionein-like protein 1. Gene Ontology annotation, molecular function: metal ion binding. The coding region runs from base 85 to 327 and encodes 80 amino acids. Lineage: Eukaryota; Viridiplantae; Streptophyta; Magnoliopsida; Gentianales; Rubiaceae. The transcript is spliced from 3 exons. The record is from RefSeq and is a predicted model, not a curated record.
GCAUUGAAGGAUUACUUGUUUUUUAUCUCUUUUCUCGGUUCCCGUAAAAAUCUCUCAAUCUCUUUUACUAAGAAACAAAAAAGAAUGUCGUGCUGCGGAGGAAACUGUGGCUGUGGCGCUGGCUGCAAGUGCAGCGGCGGCUGUGGCGGAUGCAAGAUGUACCCCGAGUUGAGCUACAGCGAGAACACCGCCGCUGAAACUCUCAUUCUCGGUGUUGCACCACCCAAGACGACAUACUUGGAAGGGGCCGGUGAGGAGGCUGCAGCUGAGAACGGAGGUUGCAAGUGCGGACCUGACUGCAAGUGCAAUCCCUGCAACUGCAAAUGAGGCGGUGUUUUUAACAAAACAAGCAGAGAUGAUGACUAAAUAAUAAUCACUAGAAAUGUUUUAGCGUGUCGGUUGUCGGUUUGUCAGCAUCUGUCGGGGGGACGUAGUAGUAGUAGUAGUAGUAGUAUAAUAUCUUCUGUCAUCCUAUCAUCAUCUGAUCUUUAUGAUGAUGAUGGGUCACGGGAGUCUCCUGUAAUAAAGUGGCCAUGGAUUCCCAGUGGUUGCUUUGGGUGUCCCUUCUUCUGUGUGUAUUAAUUUUAAGGCAGUAACCUGUGCGUUGCUGGUACUGUUUGUUCCUCUGCUUGUCUGUAUGUUGGUGGUCAGGAAGGGAGUUUUUGAGUAUGAUCAAAGCCUAAUGAAAACUCUUUUGUUUUGUA